AUGAUGGUGACAAUAACAUCAUAGAUUCUCAUAGUCACUGAAUGGGGCCUUAUGCGUUUGUAAGAGCAAACCAUUCAGGGACAUUUAUUUUGAAAUCAGAGGACUCAAAGCAAAUGUUUAAAAUGUUUAAUUUGAAUCUAUUUAAUUCCAUCAAUUUAUUUAUAAUUCCAUUUAUAAUUACUAAUGAAAACAGAAGGACAUUAUCACAUAACCACUAAAGAGGAGGACAUUUUACUGGUGAUUAAUAUGUCAGACCGAAAACUUAACUUAAAUGUUUCCGUUUGUGUAACUUCAGGUGCACUCUUCUUUGUCAAACCUAUUCGGUCGAAGAAUUAUGUCACCCUCAUGGACCCAUUUCAGGAGAAAUACGGCAACGCUGUCGCUGCUGUCCUUUUCAUUCCCGCUCUCAUUGGCGAUAUCUUGUGGAUAGCAUGUAUUCUUGGCGCACUGGGAGGGACGAUAAGCGUGGUCAUAGAUAUCUCCUCCUCGCUGGCCGUGGGCAUCUCUGCUGCUGUGGCAGUCCUUUACACGUUAAUGGGAGGACUGUAUUCUGUGGCCUACACUGAUGUCGUCCAGCUUGGCUUGAUGCUCGUUGGCUUGUGGCUCUGCGUGCCUUUCAUACUGGCAAACCCCUCCUCUGCCAACAUCACUCUUGCUGCAGUAACCAAACUGCACCAGGAGUCAUGGAUCGGCAGGCUAAAGCCAGAAGAAGCAGGUCGCUGGGUGGAUAACUUAUUGCUAAUGGCCAUUGGAGGGAUCUGCUACCAGAAUUUCUACCAGAGAGUCCUGUCCACAGCCACUGAUGCUCAAGCCAAAAUCACCUGCUAUGCUGCAGCAGUAUUAUGCCCAAUCCUUGCCAUCCUGUCACUCGUCAUUGGGGCAGCAGCUGCAUCUACCAAUUGGAACGAGACCAGCUACGGUUCUCCCAGCCCGUACGAACAGGGCAAAGCCUGGAUGAUCUUGCCGAUUGCCCUUCAGCAUCUUUGCCCAUUUUACGUCUCACUGAUUGGUAUGGGAGCACUUGCUGCCUCUGUGAUGUCAUCGGUUGACUCUGCACUUCUGUCCUCCGCCUCCCAACUGGGCCGAAAUAUCUUCAAGAACAUCUUCUACAAAGGGGUAACAUCUUACAUUACCAUUACUCAUAUUGUGGCAUGUUUGUUUUUUUGGACUUAUUUCAAAGUACUGAAUGUUACAAAGAAAAACACAUGUCACUAUUCUGAUAACAAAUGAAUCGCCCCAGGCACAUUCUAAAAAGUGCAUGAGACUUAAAUUAUGUGAAAUAGUUACCUUAAGCCACCGGAGGCUUUUUACAUUUUUUAUUCUUUACAAUGGGACCGCCAGCAGCAAGACGAUUUGCUGCGUGUCAAAUUCUGCACUGAGCACUUUGCUGUUUUUUUUACUGGUAGGUGGGGAAAAUUGGCGCUGCAGAUGGUGAGAGGGUGAAUUGAAGCAAGAUUGUAGAAAUGACAUGAGAGAGGAAGCAUUCCACAUAUAAUCAUGCAUCCAACAUUUACUUAUCUCGGAGGGUGAACCACUACGGCGCCUGUGCUGGCUUUGUGUUGGCACUACUGCUCAGAGCUCUGGUGGGAGAACCAGGGAUAGGCCUUCCUGACAUCCUGCCCCUGCCGUGGGACAAGAUGGUGGAUGGUCACCGAUACCGCCUGCUCCCUUUUCGCACUGCCAUCAUGUUCGCCACCAUGGCGACUAUUUUAGUAGUAUCAUGCUUUGCUUCGUGGUUGUCUGAGAAGGGGCUGCUAAGAAGAAUAAGUGACGCUGAAACAGACACACACAUGACUUACAUGGCACCGGUCCAAACGGAUGUGGAGGAGAAGAAGACUGAAAGAACAGCCUCACUUAUCCGCUCUACUUGAAUACUUUUCACAAUGCAUGUGGGUGCUCCAACUUGAGAGUGAGUUGUGUCUAAAAUCAUUUCACUGACUAAAGGUACUGAUAGAUAAAUAGAAAAUGAAUAAAUCAAAUAAUAUUUUGGUUAUGUGUCUUAUUUUCCUUUGAGGCAAGGCACAGCGUUGCCCCUCUACCCUGACGUUGCAUAUUUUCAACAAUUGCACCAAUUUUUAAAAGGAGACUUUCAGUGAUUUAGCUUUAAAUUUUGAUUAACUUGGGGGGAUUCACAACAGACAUUAAAAAAGAUUGGUCAAUUUGUGCAGCAAAAGCUGGGAUUUCCCUUGCUUUAACCUCCACAGUUUGACUAAAACACCAAAAAAUACUGUAUCCUAGAGAGUGAAGGCUGCGUUGAGCUGUCAACAAAUAAAAUACCACCAGCCUUAAGCUUUUUUUUUUACAAGCAGUUGAAAAGAUAGUUAUUGAUGCUACAAUACACUGGAUUUUUGUUUCAAAGGGUAAGAUGCUCAUUUUUAAAUAAUUGUUACCCAAUUCUAAUCACUGUUGCGAUAGUCACCUUAUACUGUGUCGACACUGAACUAACACACCUAACAUGGGAGCAAUGUUGAAAACAAAGCCAUGAUUCAGUAUGAGUUGUAUACAUUCUGAUAGUGUUUAUGUGUCAUUUCAGUUAAGCUGUCACUUAUAAACUGGUUCGGUGAAAUGUGACAGAGGGAGUCCACACAAAAGUCAUACUCAGAACUCGAGUAAUUUGGUAAAAAAAACUGAAGGUGCAACCCAGAAAAAAGCAGUGCAGGGUGGAUGUGGAAUAAGAGAAACAGAG
Molecule: messenger RNA, 2686 nt
Organism: Anarrhichthys ocellatus (wolf-eel)
Lineage: Eukaryota; Metazoa; Chordata; Actinopteri; Perciformes; Anarhichadidae
Product: high-affinity choline transporter 1-like
Exons: 5
Coding region: 184-1230 (348 amino acids)
Biological process (GO): transmembrane transport; acetylcholine biosynthetic process; choline transport
Cellular component (GO): plasma membrane
Molecular function (GO): choline:sodium symporter activity
Source: RefSeq, a predicted model, not a curated record